This is a messenger RNA of Arabidopsis arenosa, 791 nucleotides long. The record is from the annotation of a GenBank genome assembly. Lineage: Eukaryota; Viridiplantae; Streptophyta; Magnoliopsida; Brassicales; Brassicaceae.
CAUCAUCGUCGUCAUCGUCACUUUGUCUCGUCCACCAUUUAAAAACCCUCUCUAAACUAAAAUCUCUGUCUCUCUUCAACAAAUCCACACUUCAAACAAAUCCUCUCUGUUUCUACGAUCUGGUUUGAUGGGUUUUAGCAAAGAAGAGAUUAGUAAAACCAGAAAGCUUUCGUCAUCUCUAUGGAGAGGUAUCAAAACUGUAUUCGUUUUGUUCACAAUGUUCCUCUCUUUUCUUCUUGUCUCUGCUCCGAUCUUCCUCGCCGUCGCCGAUGCUCUCCUCCCUUCCGCUCUCCUCCACCGCUUCUCUUCGCCGGCGAAUCUCUCUUCUCAUCUCACCAACUACGAUUUCCGUCACUCCCUCAUUGAUAUUCCUUUAAUCUCAAUCAUUAGAUCCGCUGUUAUACUCUGUGUUUAUGGACUCUGUGAUGGACCAAAAUUAUCUAAAGGACCGUAUCUGACAAUAACAAUGAUUUGCUCAGUUUCGUCUCUAGGCUACGUUUCGUUAAAAGCUGCGUUUGUGUUCGGCGAGCCAGCGAUCGGAGACGGCGGAGGAAACUACUUCAGAGCGGCGGAAGUGGCUCUGUUCCUCUGCUCGUCAGUCUUAGCCAUAGGUCACAUCAUUGUGGCGUAUCGAACAAGUUGUAGAGAAAGAAAAAAGCUUCUCGUCUUCAAAAUCGACAUUGAAGCCGUUUCGGCUUGUAAAAACGUGUACCCGAGAUACCAAAAGAUUCUACAACAAGAGAGACUCAAAUAGAGACGUAUUUUCAAGAGAAUCAAUACUUGUAAAUAUG